This is a messenger RNA of Panicum virgatum (switchgrass), 1397 nucleotides long. Its product is annotated as inactive protein RESTRICTED TEV MOVEMENT 2-like. Bases 394 to 1122 code for a protein of 242 amino acids. Lineage: Eukaryota; Viridiplantae; Streptophyta; Magnoliopsida; Poales; Poaceae. The record is from RefSeq and is a predicted model, not a curated record. The transcript has 2 exons.
ACAGUCGGACCGUAACUAGCAUUCCGAUUCGUGGUGACCGCAUGCGCCCAUCGUGCUUCGGCGUCCUCGUGGACGGUGGGAGAUCGACGCCGGCAGGGAGGCCAGGCAUACGUGAUCCUGGGGAAGACGUGGUCCAGGGCGACGGACAAGGUAUCGGCCAUCAUCCCCGCACCGGAAUUUACCCAAACUCCACCUGCAAAAUUACCUCUCCGUCAAGCGAUCCCUCCUCCCGGUCGGCACUGCUAUUCUGUGCGCGCAUAUAUAUCCUCACCAAUCUUCCAUGCUUUCAACUCAAUCAACCGCAGCACCUCGCAUACUCUACUCAUUUCGUUGAUCCCUUGGUUCGUCGAUCGGUGCGCUCGUCUGAGCUGAGCUCGGCUGAUCCCAUCCGCCAUGGAUUCCAACGGCCGCGUGUUCGAGGACUUCGUGCCCCCGCACAGCAUGAUCCGGGAGCCGGCGACGCACACGCUCACUGUCGACCUCUCCGCCGCAGGGUACAAGAAGGAGCACAUCCGGGUGCAGAUGGUGCACAGCCACCGGCGCCUGGUGGUGCGCGGGGAGCGCCCCGUCGCCGGCGACCGCUGGAGCCGCUUCCGCCUCGAGCUCCGCGUCCCCGACGGCUGCGACGCCAAGGCCAUCCACGCCAGGUUCGAGAACGGCGUCGUCCGCGUCACCAUGCCCGGCGUCGCGCCGGAGCCCGUCCAGGUCGAGACCGGCGCCGCCGGCCGCCAGCAGGACCCGUCCCCGCAGGCGAUGAAGCCGGCCAGCGCCGCCCAAGACCAGCAAGACGGCGGCGGCGCGGCGGGGAAGCAGCAAGACGGUGAUCGUGCCGCGCCAGGGGGAGGAGUAGAGGGUGAGGGGGAGAAGAAAGACGAGGCGGCGGCGGCGGCGCAGCAGCAGCAAGAAAUGAGGCAGCGCCCCGUGAGCUCCCCGAAAGACGGCGGCCAUGACCAUGACGACGCCCAAGCCGGUGGGGCAGGGGAGGUGACGCCCGCUUCCCCGCCGCGCCAAGGCUUGGGAUUCCUGCAUGACCGGAGGAGGAGGAUGGCGACCACAGUGCUCGGCGUGGUGCUCGUCCUGUUCAGCCUCGGCAUCUAUGUCAAGUACAGCGUUUGGCCAUGAUGAACUGGUCAAGAAAUUUGGUGCGUGCAACUGCAUGGCAUUUGCUCCUCCCCAGCUAGCAGGCGAGUAAUAUGAGUGCGAAGCCUGGUGUAUGAUUGCCGGUUAUGUGUCGAUGAUUCUGCCAAGUCACAAGUAUGGCAGAUUGAUGUACUACUGAUGUGUGUGAACUGUGAAAUGCUGACGACUGAACAAAAGGAUUUCUUUGGUGUUCCAAGAUGAGCUUGGUAAAAAGGUUGAAACCUUCAGAUGUUCCAACAAAAGUUAAGGUUUUCACU